Exophiala xenobiotica is the source of this 1590-nucleotide messenger RNA. RefSeq lists its product as uncharacterized. Gene Ontology annotation, molecular function: transmembrane transporter activity. NCBI's taxonomy places the organism in Eukaryota, Fungi, Ascomycota, Eurotiomycetes, Chaetothyriales, Herpotrichiellaceae. Gene Ontology annotation, biological process: transmembrane transport. The transcript is spliced from 8 exons. The record is from RefSeq and is a predicted model, not a curated record. Bases 1 to 1590 code for a protein of 529 amino acids.
AUGGAGGAGGCAAAGAUGAACAAGGAAGUCGUCGCUGCAGAGUACGCAGACAGCGACCAGCAUAUUCACCAGCAAGCAGCAAAGACGCGAAACGGCAUCACGCUCGUGCCACAGCCCAGCGAUGACCCUCAGGAUCCCUUAAACUGGUCAAAGGGAAGAAAGCUCUUCACCCUCUUUAUGGUGUCCUUCGCCGGCUUUGCUGGUAUGUUGCAAGCCGUCGGAAACGUCUCCAGUGUCUUUCAACAGGGAGCACUUUAUGGUAAAACUCCUGUGGAGAUCACAUACUCGGUUUCUGCCGCCACAGCUGGUCUCUGUGCUGGCCCGCUCUUUUGGGCUCCUGCAGCUCAAAAGCUCGGUCGGACUGGUUGUAUCUUCUGGGCAAUGAUAGCUACCGCGGUGUGCACAAUCUGGGCAGCUGUAUGUACCAGCCCUGGAUCAUAUGAGAGUUUUGUCAUUUCGAGACUGUUUGGGUGUUUGUUUGGCUCGGCCGCAACCUGUCUUGGUGCUUCUUUCAUUACAGACUUGUUCUUCCUACAUCAACGAGGCAAAUGCUUCUCCUUCUAUAAUGUCAUGAUCCUUUUAGGAACACUGGCUGGUCCGACCUUCUCUGGCUUUGUGGUUGGUAAUGGCGCGUCAUGGACAAUAGAAUACUGGUACAACGUCGGCCUUGAGCUUUUUGUGGUUCUUCUGGUCUUCUUCUGCAUGGAAGAAACUGGCUUCAGCAGACCUGGAAAGGCGCAAUAUCCAAAGCGUUCAACUACGUUCCUUGGGCGGGCUAUGGAUGCUUACCUCUUCCGAAAACCAAGUGUCCCAAUUGGCCGGAGCGCAGGCGACAUUGGUAAACUUGCACUAAUGCCAUUCCGUAUCGGUUUGCAUCCGGUGGGCAUUCUUGGAGGGCUCUUUAUCAUGGUGGUGUUCGGAUGGUCUGUCGGUGUCAACAACCUCCUUGCAGUAUUCCUGCAGUCCCCUGUCGAAGAAGGUGGAUACGGGUUCUCGCCCAACCAAAACGCAUACUUCACGUUCUCCGCCUGGCUCGGCUGCAUCAGCGGGAACCUCUAUGGUCUGUUUUUCGCUGACAAACUUCCUCUGUGGAUCUGCAAAAGAGCAGGCGGCAUCUGGAGGCCUGAAUACCGUCUACAUGCGCUGUGGAUCCCGUCCCUUAUCGGCCUCAGCAUCGGCUUGGGCUGUUUCGGCGCUGCCUUGCAGUAUCAUCUUCACUACAUGGUUGCGGCACUUGGCAACUUCCUCCUCAACUUCUCCUCGAAUGUUGCAGUGCCGGUCAUCGUCAACUACGAAGUCGAAUGUUUCACCAAGUAUCCUGUCGAGGCCGCUACGAUCAUGAAUUUCUACCGUACAAUCUUUGGAAUCGCCAUUCCAUUCUUCAUUGACCCUUGGGAGGCGGCCGUUGGAACUGGCUGGGUUUUUGGAAUGAUGGCAUUUUUCUCCAUUGGUGCCUUUAUGCUGAUUAUCACUCUUAUGCUGGCUGGUCAUACGAUUCGUCAUAAGGUCAGGAGCAGCAUCAUGUCUACUGAAGAGGGCGCAAAGAUCAUUGGAGCAGAUGCUACACGUCUUGACGUCGAGGCACAUUGA